Priceomyces carsonii is the source of this 255-nucleotide messenger RNA. RefSeq lists its product as uncharacterized. The coding region runs from base 1 to 255 and encodes 84 amino acids. The transcript has a single exon. NCBI's taxonomy places the organism in Eukaryota, Fungi, Ascomycota, Pichiomycetes, Serinales, Debaryomycetaceae. The record is from RefSeq and is a predicted model, not a curated record.
AUGGAAGAUUCUCUUGCGACAAGAGAGAGUUCCAUGAAGUCUAAGCCUCCUAUCUCAGCAGAAUAUUUCGCUAAACAAAUUGUUAAAGACUUCGAAAACCUGAAAAUUGGCAGAGUUGAGUAUUAUCGUGGAACUUUGGCCACCGUGAUGAGCCUUUUCCAAUAUCUACCGAGGUUUUUUAAGACAAAGUUUGUUCUUAAAAAAUUAGCUUUAGACGUUGUUUUUGCGAAUAUUAGAAAAAUAUAUAAUUCUUGA